Messenger RNA from Electrophorus electricus (electric eel), 533 nucleotides. Its product is annotated as C-C motif chemokine 2-like. Gene Ontology annotation, molecular function: chemokine activity. Lineage: Eukaryota; Metazoa; Chordata; Actinopteri; Gymnotiformes; Gymnotidae. The record is from RefSeq and is a predicted model, not a curated record. Gene Ontology annotation, cellular component: extracellular region. Gene Ontology annotation, biological process: immune response.
GUGUGUGAAAUCAGCCAUUCUGCUAGAAUGAGGAACCUGUGUGCUCUGCUGUUUGUGCUGCUGCUCUGUUCUCUCCAGCUGGUCUCUAGUGCUCCCCAUAGACAUACCCCUGACUGCUGUACCAGUGUGAGUGAUGUGAAGAUCCCUCUGAAGAAGGUGGUGUCCUACACACAUACAGACACUAACUGUGCCACUAAAGCCAUUAUAUUUAAAACUGUAGCAGGAAAACAGUUCUGUGUGAAUCCAGAUGCUGUGUGGGUCAGCAGCCAUGUUGUCGCUGUGGACACUCGCCACAAUACCACAGUUAUGAUUACAACUACAACUCCCACAAUGCUCUCUGUUAAAAAAAAAAAUCUUACGCUAUUAAGUCAAUACCACACUGAAGCAAACUGAUAUGUUUUUGUGCAGUUUUUUUUUUACCAUUCAAUUAUUGCCACAAUACUCUCUGUCUGAAAACAAAAACCUGAACUUAUUGUCUUUGAAAAUCCAUACUAGUUUGGAUAUAGAUUGAAAAACUGAUUGGUCUUUUUAUG